Messenger RNA from Phoenix dactylifera (date palm), 1297 nucleotides. RefSeq lists its product as uncharacterized. The record is from RefSeq and is a predicted model, not a curated record. Gene Ontology annotation, cellular component: mitochondrion. Gene Ontology annotation, molecular function: electron transfer activity; 2 iron, 2 sulfur cluster binding. Lineage: Eukaryota; Viridiplantae; Streptophyta; Magnoliopsida; Arecales; Arecaceae. Gene Ontology annotation, biological process: P450-containing electron transport chain.
CUCCGUUCAUCCAUUUCAGCAACCCUAGCCGCGCCCAAUCCUUUCACGCUCUCGCCUCUGCUGAGUGUCCUCCGACUCAGCCCGUGUGCCGCUCUCCUCGCUGGUGCAGAGCCAGGUCCGCCGCUCUCCCUCGCCGCCGUCCUCCUCCAACCUCUCGCUCUGCGGUUGAGGUGAGAUCCCUUCGAGAGAUCGAGUCAUGGCUUUCUUCUUUCGCGCCCCUUCGCCAGAGAGGAGAGGGAGAGAGCGAGAGAGUGGAGAAGCCUUCUUCUGGCGCGUAGCUCUAUAAAUACUUGUUCUCAACUUCGUUUUUUUUUCGCUUCUCGGUUUUGUUUUUUUUUCAUUCUUGGCUUCUUGUCGUCGUACGAGAUCUUGCCGCCGGCUCUCGGUCUCCUUGUCGGUGGGAUGGCGAUGGCGAGGGCGAGCUCCGGCCCCGCGUCUCUCGAGUGGUUCUACACCGCCGGCGCCUACGCUGGAUUCAGCGAAUCCUCCAAAUCCUCCGCCACCGACGUCCGAUUAUGGUCCUCUCUCGGCUCUCACAGCUUGGGGCCCGAUUCUUGAAAGAGUCUGGAAUAGGUCAGUUUUGUGUAACUAGAAGACGAUGUGUAAAAGGGCCUUCCAGUCAUUACUUAUACCCCAUGAAAAAUUUUCCCUUUUCUACUGCUCAUGAGGAAAGCAGCGAAAAAAAAGAGAAGAUAACUGUGACGUUUGUUGAUAAAGAUGGUGAGGAAAAGGUCAUCCAAGUUCCUAUUGGAAUGUCAAUGUUAGAAGCUGCCCAUGAAAAUGACAUAGAACUUGAAGGAGCAUGUGAGGGCUCACUAGCUUGUUCUACCUGCCAUGUGAUUGUGAUGGAUAUGGAAUACUACAACAAAUUAGAAGAUCCAGUAGAUGAAGAAAAUGACAUGUUGGAUCUAGCAUUUGGGCUUACUGAAACGUCUCGCCUUGGUUGCCAGGUGAUUGCAAAGCCUGAGCUUGAUGGAAUUCGCUUAGCUCUACCAGCAGCUACCCGAAACUUCGCUGUUGAUGGGUUUGUACCAAAACCACACUGAAUGUGUUUUCAUACUUUUUGAGUGUAAAGAUUGCAUUCAAACCACAGUUUUGCAGUUUGUGCUGCACAGACAAUUUUGAUCUUUAACAUCCAAAAUCAUCAAAAUCAGGCAUUCCAUUGUUGUAUAAUAAUCGGCCAACAUUUCGAGUCAUUUAUUGAGCUCUGUGAACUCCUUUUUGGCAAUUGAUCUUUAAUUGUAAACUUUUAUUUCAGACGGGGUUCUAACAUAAAAUCAUCUCUCUUACACUGCAA